AAAAACAGGCAGACUUAACAGCACAAACACAGCCAAAGUCUACUAUACAGCUGCUGCCUGCUUGCUUACAUGAUACAUCCAUUAUUGCCUUUAUAUCAAAGCUUCCUACUCCCCCACACACACUAACACACACUAAAUCUUUGCCCUCAAGAACACACCUUUUCUCAGAUCCACAUUUCUGGGCCAUCUUAAAUCCCCUCAAAACCUACAUUCCAUCUAUCUUUUUUCAAUUUCACAUCACAUGCUUAGGGGGUUCUGAUUUCACACUGUUGCACACAUCAUCUGUUUGAUAUAAUGUAUGGGAGAGAUCCAUGGGGUGGGGCCCUCGAAAUUGCUGAUUCCGGCACUGAUGAUGACCGGAGCCGGAAUCUACAAGACCUGGAUAGAGCUGCACUGUCUAGACCCUUAGAUGAGACUCAACAGAGCUGGUUGUUGGGCCCACAUGAGCAGAAGAAGAAAAAGUAUGUGGAUCUUGGAUGUGUGAUUGUGAGUAGAAAGAUUUUUGUGUGGACUGUUGGGACUAUUGUUGCUGCUGGUUUGAUUGCUGGUUUUGUUGCUCUGCUUGUUAAUACUUUGCCAAAGCAUCAUCACCGUCCUCCUCCACCCGAUAAUUAUACGCUUGCCUUGAGGAAGGCACUGAUGUUCUUUAAUGCACAGAAAUCUGGAAAACUUCCCAAGCACAAUAACGUUUCAUGGAGGGGGAACUCUGGAUUAAAUGAUGGGAAGUCUGAUUCUUCAUCUAUAAGCAAAAAUUUGGUUGGUGGUUACUAUGAUGCUGGUGAUGCAAUCAAAUUUAAUUUUCCUCAAUCUUUUGCCAUGACCAUGUUGAGCUGGAGUGUGAUUGAGUACAGUGCAAAAUAUGAAGCUGCAGGGGAGCUUAACCAUAUUAAAGAUCUCAUCAAGUGGGGAACUGAUUAUUUUCUUAAAACUUUUAAUUCUACGGCAGAUACUAUCGAUCGCCUUGUGAUGCAGGUGGGAACUGGUGAUACCACUGAAGGGGCAACUCCUAAUGACCAUUAUUGUUGGAUGCGUCCGGAGGACAUUGAUUACGAGCGGCCUGUAACUGAAUGUCAUGGUUGCUCAGACCUUGCUGCAGAGAUGGCAGCUGCUUUGGCUUCAGCAUCAAUUGUUUUCAAGGACAACAAGGCUUACUCCCAGAAACUUGUUCAUGGCGCUAAAACCCUCUUUAAAUUCGCUAGAGAUCAGCGUGGCAGGUAUAGCGUAGGGUCGGAGGCUGCAAGCUUCUACAACUCCACUAGUUAUUGGGAUGAGUUUGUGUGGGGAGGAGCUUGGAUGUACUAUGCUACGGGGAAUAAUUCUUAUCUCUCUCUUGCCACUAAUAUUAAAAUGGCCACACAUGCCGGAGCUUUCUGGGGAGGGCAAGAUUAUGGUGUCCUGAGUUGGGAUAACAAGCUUGCAGGAGCUCAAGUUCUUUUAACACGUAUGAGAUUGUUCUUGAGCCCUGGAUAUCCUUAUGAAGAAGCUUUAAAGACAUUUCAUAAUCAGACUAGCAUAUACAUGUGUUCGUUCCUUCCAUUCUUUACAAGCUUCAACAGAACCAAAGGUGGCCUUAUCCAAUUAAAUCAUGGCAGGCCGCAGCCACUUCAAUAUGUUGUCAAUGCUGCUUUUUUGGCUACUCUAUUUAGUGACUAUCUUGAUGCUGCUGAUACACCUGGAUGGUACUGUGGACCAAAUUUCUACUCUACUGAUAUCCUCCGUACAUUUGCUGAGACUCAGAUUGACUACAUUCUUGGUAAAAAUCCUAGAAAGAUGAGUUAUGUUGUUGGAUUUGGCAGUCACUACCCGAAACAAGUCCAUCAUAGAGGUGCGUCCAUUCCCAAAAACAAGGUCAAGUACAACUGUAAAGGAGGCUGGAAGUGGAGGGAUAGCAAGAAGCCAAAUCCUAAUACUAUUGUCGGGGCUAUGGUUGCUGGCCCUGACAAACAUGACGGCUUUCACGACAAGCGUAUGAACUAUAAUUACACGGAGCCAACUUUAGCAGGCAAUGCUGGUCUAGUCGCAGCCCUUGUGGCUCUAUCAGGUGGUAAAACUACCCCGAUCGACAAGAACACCAUGUUCUCUGCAGUUCCACCAAUGUUUCCCGUUGCACCACCACCACCUGCUGCCUGGAAACCGUAAAACUUCCAAGGGUCAUCAUAAUUUUUUAUUUCCUUCAUGUUUUUUUAACUGAUGGCUGGAUAAUUUUUCCUUCUUGUGUUCUUGCUGGAAAGAGAAGAAACGAGUUGCAAAAAUAAGCACCACAACACGAAACAAUGACUCUGGGACAGUCCUUAGAAGCGAAAGCAGGUCGGUGGCAUUGGUGUGACCAUCUUCUGUUUUCCUUUGAAACUUGUUGUAAUAUAGCCCCUGUAUGUAGGAAAGAAAUCAACCAUGUACCACUCUGUAUACUCUGAUGUUUGAACAAAUGUGACCAUACGAUACUCUGUUUUCUUCUUUUUGCCUCUGAAUAGUGUACUUGUUUUCUCUGCAA
Daucus carota subsp. sativus is the source of this 2491-nucleotide messenger RNA. Its product is annotated as endoglucanase 25. The coding region runs from base 295 to 2139 and encodes 614 amino acids. Gene Ontology annotation, biological process: carbohydrate metabolic process. Gene Ontology annotation, molecular function: hydrolase activity, hydrolyzing O-glycosyl compounds. The record is from RefSeq and is a predicted model, not a curated record. The transcript has 6 exons. Lineage: Eukaryota; Viridiplantae; Streptophyta; Magnoliopsida; Apiales; Apiaceae.